Neohortaea acidophila is the source of this 1168-nucleotide messenger RNA. RefSeq names its product ClpP/crotonase-like domain-containing protein. Gene Ontology annotation, biological process: fatty acid beta-oxidation. Lineage: Eukaryota; Fungi; Ascomycota; Dothideomycetes; Mycosphaerellales; Teratosphaeriaceae. The coding region runs from base 98 to 931 and encodes 277 amino acids. The transcript has 4 exons. The record is from RefSeq and is a predicted model, not a curated record. Gene Ontology annotation, cellular component: peroxisomal matrix.
GUAGAACACAAUCGCACAUCCACAUCCGUCGUACGCUACACACGACGGGCGAGGUUGUAAUCCUAUCCAUACUGCUUACAUUCCUUCUCAUCAAACCAUGGAUACCUCCGUAUACACCGACAUCAUCGUCGAGGUGGCAGAUGGGGUCGGGGUGAUCAAAUUCAAUCGACCAAAGCAGCUCAACUCGUUCGGCGGGAACCUGGUCGUGGACACGAUUGACGCCUUGCGAAAGUUGAACGAGCAUCCAGACACCUACUUCACCGUCAUCACCGGCGAGGGACGCUUUUUCGCAUCUGGCGCCGACGUUACCAACGUCUCGUCAAAACAGAAAUCGUUCAGGCAUGACGGCGAAAAGAAGGUGUACUGGCAGCAGCACAUCGCCAUCGGCACGGAGCUCGUGCGGAGCCUGAUUGAGCAUAAGAAGGUGUUGGUGCUCGCCAUGAACGGGCCCGGCGUGGGCGCAGGCGCGUCGUGGUUCCAAGGCUCGUCCGACAUUUUCUACGCUGCGGAAGACGCGUGGAUGCAGGUGACGUUCAGCCAGCUGGGCCUGGUGCCCGAGGCGGGCUCGGCGAUCAGUUGGGCCAACAGCAUGGGAACGCACCGCGCCAACGACUGGUUGAUGUUUGGCGGCAAAGCGACGGCGCAGGAGAUGCAUCAAAUGGGGCUGGUCAAUAAGAUCUUCCCCACCAAAGGCUUCCACGAGGCCGUCAAGGACUAUCUGAAGGAGAUGCUCAAAGACCGCAGCGGGAAGAGCAUGAUGGAGAUGAAGCGGCUGCAGAACUCGUCGACGCGGAGCGCGAGGCUGCUGGCGCUGUUUGAGGCGACGGAUGCGCUCAGCGAGAGAUUCGUCGACGGCGAGCCGGCGGUGCGCAUGACGGCCAAGAUGGAGGAAUUGAAGAAGAAACGGGAGGGCCGGGCGUCGAAGAUUUAAUUGCGAUGUGCAGUACGAGAGUGGUCUAUAGGGCAACGGGCAAGCCAUUUCACUCAUCGGGGCAAUGCUGACAAGGGGUUGCACUCCUAUUCUCCCAUAUGCUCAUCACUCAACGGCCGAUUAAACGUGCAACGCUUGCAAGGGUGUGGCUGCAACGCGCCAACGUGGCUUAGGUUAGCGGGGCAAUUUGUCUAGGCGACCACACAGCAGUGCCAUCAUCUCAAACCUUGUUUGCGU